Molecule: messenger RNA, 432 nt
Organism: Cryptomeria japonica (Japanese cedar)
Lineage: Eukaryota; Viridiplantae; Streptophyta; Pinopsida; Cupressales; Cupressaceae
Product: germin-like protein 2-4
Exons: 3
Coding region: 1-432 (143 amino acids)
Cellular component (GO): cell wall
Molecular function (GO): manganese ion binding
Source: RefSeq, a predicted model, not a curated record
AUGGUAUUGUCUCAGAUCACAGGGGCUGACGUAUGUGAGGUUCAAGAUGGUUCCUUGUGGGGUGAAUUUACCGCAUACCAUCCACGAGCCACAGAGAUGCUUGCCCUAAUCUCUGGAGGGCCUCUUCAAGUUGGUUUUGUUGACACUCAUGGUAAUGCUUUCAUCGAUAUUCUGAAUCCUGGAGAUAUCACCAUAUUUCCCAGGGGAAUGAUGCAUUUUGAGGCUAAUGUUGGGAAGGAAGAAGCUAACUUUAUCUCUGCCCUCAACAGCCAAAAUCCUGGUGUUAUGCCAAGCAGCGUGUCGAUAAUGAAGCUGCCCUCGAUAGCCGUGGCUGCAGCCUUCAACAUCAGCCAACGGGACGUGAACAAAUUAGAGUCACGGAUAUAUUGCAGUGGAAUUGGAUUAAAGCUAAUGCCUGGAUGUGGUGUGUGA